Messenger RNA from Mobula hypostoma (lesser devil ray), 3456 nucleotides. RefSeq names its product protein rapunzel-like. NCBI's taxonomy places the organism in Eukaryota, Metazoa, Chordata, Chondrichthyes, Myliobatiformes, Myliobatidae. The record is from RefSeq and is a predicted model, not a curated record. The transcript has 2 exons. The coding region runs from base 1561 to 2724 and encodes 387 amino acids.
UGUGUCUGACCCCGGGAGUGUGUGAAGCGAUAGUGUGGAAUGACCCCAAGCUGGUGAAUUCACAGAGGAUGGAGGGUCACGGAUGUGUGCGGCGACUGGGUGGGGGAGGGGGGGACUGGUUGCAUCUGGCCCACAAGUAGGCUGGUAUCUCUUCCAAGUUCCAGUGUCUGUAGCUUUGCAGAAAGAGGCGUCAUUCAUCGUUCAGACACCCGACCCCAGGCCUCCCCACAUCACCCAGGCCGUGCCCUCUCCUCAUGGACACCAUUGAGGAGAUACAGGAGCCUGAAGACACACACUUGACGUUUCAGGGACAGCUUCUUCCAUCCGCCAUCAGAUUCCUGAAUGGACAAUGAACCCAUGAACACCACCUCCCUUUUUUUCUGCUGUCUUUUUCCAUUACAUAUUUAACUUAAUUUUUGGCAUAAAGCUGGAUGAACUCAGAAUUCUGCAUGUUCCUAUAGCUCCCUGUGAGUCAUUGCAGACUUCAGCAGGUUGAACACGGACAGAGAAAAUUCCCAAGGAUGUUGUCAGGAAUGGUUUAAUCGGACAGGGUACAGGCCCCAGACCGUGCUGAGGUGAUUGAACCCAAUGUUGGGACGGAGAUUUAAACAUCGGGCCGAAGUGGACAGGGCUGGUACAGCCUGACUCGAGGGGGGUGGGAUCCAGACCCCAGAGCAUUUCGAGGCGACUGAACUCAACGUUGAUUUAGGCGCUGGGCUGGAUUGAAAAGGUCAGGGUGGCGGGGCCGAAGUGAGGGACUGGUUCAGAUCGCUGCUCCACGAAGUGGACUGGGCUCUGUGCUGAACUCUGCGACUCUCUCACGGGCUUCAGUUCAGAAACGCUACUCGCUUGUGGGUUUUUUCCCUCUACACAUUGGGUGUCUGACAAUCUUAUUUUAUAUAUUAGUAUAUUAUUUUAUUUUAUACAGGUUCUUUUGGGAUUCUUUGUUUUGUGGCUGCCUGUUAGGAGACGAGUCACAAGGCCAUAUAAUGUAUACUUACUUUGGUCAUACAUGUACUUUGAACUUUGUUUCCUGGAGCAGAGGAUACUGAGGGGAGAUUUGAUAGUUAUACAAAAUUAUGAGGGAUAUCAACAGGGUAAAUGCAAGCAGGCUUUUUCCACUGAGGCUUGUAAGACUAGAGCUGGAGGUCAUGGGUUAAAGGUGAAAGAUGAAAUAUUCUAAGGGGAAAAUCAGGGGAAACGUCUUCACUCAGAGGGUGGAGAGAGUGUGGAGCGAGCUGCCAGUGGAAUUGAUGGAUGCAGGCUUGACUGCAACAUUGAAGAGAAGUUUGAAUACUAGUUGGAUGGCAGGGAUAAGGAGAGCCAUGGUCUGCGUGCAGGUCAAUGGCACAACUCUUAUUCUUUCUUAGAGCUACGGCAUAGUACCAGCUCUUUCUCACCCAGCAGGCCUGCGCCACGAAAUUGCACCCACGCGACCGAUUAACCUGCUAAACCUUGCGUCUUUGGACUGUGGGAGGAAACCAGAGCACCCGGAGGAAACCCACGUGGUCUUGAUUCCAGAGAAAGAAUUGAUCACAGUGCCCGAGGAGUGACGGAAACAUGUCUCAAGUUACCGAAGAUGCCCUGGAGUUUUGCAAAUCCACCGCUGAGACCGCACAGGCCGCUUUGGAGUUGUUUGGCUCUGUGGAGAAGUUAUCUUCCUCAUUGGGGGUCUUGGGCCCAAUCAUUGGAGUGGCCGCAGCGAUUGUGAGACUAGCCCUGAGCGGCGUGGACAGUCCGGAGCUGGCCUUUAUGAAGGAACAGCUCCAAGCCGUCAGAAACCAGCUGGACUUCAUUUCGGGGCAGAUUUCCAAAGUGCUUCGGGAGAUCGACAGAAGCACGAUGGAAAAUCAGUAUUUCCCCAUUCAGGAAAACCUCAAGAACCAGUUCAGGAAGUACAUGGACAUCCUGAGCGCAGCGCCGGAGUUCCGGCAGAAGGAGAAGGAAGAGUUUCUCAAACACUUCGACGCGACCAAGGGGGACCAGAACCUCCACACUCUCUAUGAUGGAGUGAUGGGUUCUGCCAGAUGUUUCGGCAAAUCUAUCCUGGACACCGCCAUGAACUCUGGCGGGAGGGAUCGGCGGCUGAUGGAGAGCCUUUGCGCCGCACUGAAGAAGCUCUUCUGUGUCGGUGUGAUCGCUGUGCUGGGACACGCUGCCAUCACCGGGAACGACGCAAAGGCACUGGAGGCGGAGUGGAAAGAAAAACUGGCGCAAGUCGAAGGCAAAAUGAAAUCCAUGAUAGAUCGCUGCAUCAGUGAGUUUGCGGAGCAGGCGAAGAUAGACGUGGAUAGAUGGGUGAGGGGGAAAGGAGCGAGGGAUAACCACGAGUGUUCAUCUUAUGUCCACAAUGAAUUACGAACUAAAUACUACUGGGUUAGUUGGUCAGUGCGCGUCUAUGAUCCCGUCCAUGCUUAUGCCAAUCACUGUGUUAUUGGCUAUAACUACUUCUAUUUUUUCAGGCACAACGGUGUUAAUAUUGUUGUCUCGUACACCACCAACCCAAGGCUAGUUGAUGAGUCUCGCAUCAGGCAGUUAAUGGAGGGGAAGGGCGGCUGGAAGGAUCCAAAAAAAGUGGCGGAUCAUAUCUACGGCAACCUCCCCGGGCAUGUAGUCCAUGUAGUGAGACGGUACAAAAAUCUGUGGAGCUCCAACAACUUCCCCUAUGGAUGUCACUUCUGGGAAAACUACAGUGGUGUCACCCUGUGUGUUCACAGAGAAUAAAUCCCUGAUUGCACCGGGACACCCCAUAUAAUUCCCUAUUGCUAUCUGUCCCUGACACGCAGAAUAAAUAUCGCCCCUCCCCCCUUUUCCCAAAUACUCGUUGAAUGAUUCUCAGAAAGGCUACGAAUGUGCACUCCUCAUCUCCCCUAUAAUCAACCAUCUCUGUGCCCUCAGCAGGAAAUUAAGUCCCCCCAGGAUCCAACGCACUUUUCCAGAUGGGACGAGCUCAGCCACCCUCCCUUGUAUGCGAGGAAACGAGCGUGGAUCCAGCUGCCAAAUGCAGCCGGAUCCACGCACCCUUUCCCAUAGGAAAGGGAGGACAGAGCCCACGCCGCGGGCUUGAUGAAGAUGGGUUGGUUCACGUCAGUGGUUGUCCGAUCAAGGCCCUUUCCACAGGUUUCGCUUCACAAUUAACCCUGUUCCUACCAACACAUCUUUAAAGCUCCUGUCGGAGGAUUUGCCAGGGUUAACGCUGUCGUGUGGAGGAAGGCGGAAUACCAAAGACCCACUGUGGAUAAGCCGGAACAAUAGGCUGCAAAUCUGUCAGGCCAUUCCAUGAAAGGGCAGUUUCAGUUGUCGUUUGUUCCUGCGAUAAUAAAAUCUAUGCUGCCUGUACUGUCUGUAACAAUGAAACUUGCAAUCAGAUAUACAGUAAACUAUACGAGUGAGUCAUGCAAUUGCUAGGUAUUUCUUAAAAUGAUCGUUUGGAUAUUGGAAAUAAAGCUGAUUAUU